AUGGCCGUAUCACUAUUAAAGACUAUUGCGCUCUCGAGCUUUGCUGCCUCGUUUGUCGGGGCUCAAACCGCCAUCACGAUUGACGCCUCCACGACGUACCAGACCAUUGACGGAUUCGGUUUCUCUCAAGCCUUUGGACGCGCCACUGAAUUCAAGAACGCCGCAUCGGCAACUCAAAAGACGGCGCUUGAUUACCUGUUCAGCACCAGCACUGGGGCAGGAUUUUCCAUUAUUCGCAAUCGCAUAGGAUCGGGCGGGUCAGGCGACAGUAUUGAGCCGGUCAGUCCGGGGUCUCCUUCGAGCACGCCGAGUUAUGUCUGGGAUGGCAAUGAUGCGGGACAGUUCUGGUUUACGCAGCAGGCCAUUAGCUAUGGUGUCAAAACCAUCUAUGCAGAUGCUUGGAGUGCACCCGGGUUCAUGAAGACAAGUGGCAGCGACACCACGGUUGGCUAUCUCUGCGGCACCACGGGAAAUACCUGCAGUACAGGCGACUGGAAACAGGCCUAUGCCAAUUUCUUGGUGCAGUACGUCAAGUAUUACGCCGCGCAGGGCAUUACAGUGACGCACGUCGGCCCCUUGAACGAGCCAGACUGGACUGUAUCAUACUCACAGAUGCAAAUCUCCACUGAUGCACACGAAGCAAUCGAAUUCCUGCCCAUCUUGUACAACACCAUCAAGAGUGCCGGCUUGUCGACCAAAGUUGUCUGCUGUGACUUUUUGGGCUGGAAUAAUGCCGCCACCUAUGCAACCAAGCUAGUCGAUGGAGGCGCAACUCAGUAUAUGGCCAUUCUUUCGUCGCACGCCUACUCGGGUGAUGCCACGAGUCCCAUUACGGCCACAUCUCUGCCCAAAUGGAACACCGAGGCCGGCCCCAGCAGCGCCUUCACCACGACCUGGUACAGCAGCGGCGCCGAUAACGAAGGCUUCACCUGGGCGACCAAGCUGGCCAACGCCAUGGUCAAUGCGCAGCUGUCUGCCUACCUCUUCUGGGAGGGGUUCGAGAUCCAGGAGACGCAGUCGGCUUCGCAUCUAGUCGACGCGACCGACGGCACCAACCCCGUGCCUUCGGGCAUCUUUUGGGCCUUUGCCAUGUGGUCGCGACACAUUCGACCGGGCGCCGUGCGCAUCGGCUCCUCGGGCACUAUGACCAGCACUACCAUUGGCGCGUUCAAAAACACGGACGGCAGCAUCGUGGUUGUUUUUACCAAUGCCGGCUCCAGCGCGCAGAGCGCCGCCCUGAGCUUUUCCAGCUUUACCCCAACGGCGGCGAGCGCCUGGCAGACCAGCCAAGGGUCCACGUUUGCGAGCACCACGGCCAGCUUGUCUGGGGGCAAGGUGACGGUCAGCGUGCCUGCGCAUGGCGUCGUCACGGUCAAGUUGACGGGCGGUGCAUCAUCGGGAACCACCACGAGCAGCGCGGGAACCACAGUCGUGACCAGUACUGUUGCGGCCACGACCACGUCGGGAAGUGGUUCUGGCUGCUCUGUUGCGAAAUAUGGCCAGUGUGGUGGUAGUGGGUACUCUGGUUGCACAGCGUGCGCUAGUGGAAGCACUUGCACUGUCAGCAACACUUAUUAUUCCCAGUGCCUCUAG
Pestalotiopsis fici W106-1 is the source of this 1593-nucleotide messenger RNA. RefSeq lists its product as uncharacterized. Gene Ontology annotation, molecular function: cellulose binding; glucosylceramidase activity. Gene Ontology annotation, cellular component: extracellular region. The record is from RefSeq and is a predicted model, not a curated record. Gene Ontology annotation, biological process: sphingolipid metabolic process; carbohydrate metabolic process. Bases 1 to 1593 code for a protein of 530 amino acids. Lineage: Eukaryota; Fungi; Ascomycota; Sordariomycetes; Amphisphaeriales; Sporocadaceae. The transcript is spliced from 2 exons.